AUGGCUUGCAAGAUCGCCAGCAUGUCCUCCUCUCUUGCGGCGCUCCUCCUCGGCGUGCUGCUGCUCUCGCGCGGCGGCAUCAGCAACGCGGCGCGGCACCUGGAGGAGCCGGAGCUGCCACCAGUGCCCAAGGGUGAGGAGCGACCGAAGACGGAGCUGCCUCCGCUGCCAACAGGUGAGAUCGCACCACAACCGGCUCUGCCGCCUCUUCCUACAGGUGACCUUGCGCCCAAAGCAGAGCUACCCAAGAUAGACGAGCCGACGAAGACGGAGCUGCCUCCACUCCCGACCGGUUAUCUUCCGCCGAAGCCAGAGGUCGAGCUGCCACCCAAGACAGAGGAGCCACCGAAGCCGGAGCUGCCUCCACUCCCGACCGGUGAGCUUGCACCGAAGCCAGAGCUGCCGCCACUCCCUACCAGUGAGCUUGCACCGAAGCCGGCGCAGCCGCCACUGCCCAAGCCCGCGGAGCCAAAACCAUGA
Messenger RNA from Triticum turgidum subsp. durum (durum wheat), 480 nucleotides. The record is from the annotation of a GenBank genome assembly. NCBI's taxonomy places the organism in Eukaryota, Viridiplantae, Streptophyta, Magnoliopsida, Poales, Poaceae.